This is a messenger RNA of Aspergillus oryzae RIB40, 306 nucleotides long. RefSeq lists its product as uncharacterized. Lineage: Eukaryota; Fungi; Ascomycota; Eurotiomycetes; Eurotiales; Aspergillaceae. Bases 1 to 306 code for a protein of 101 amino acids. The record is from RefSeq and is a predicted model, not a curated record. The transcript has 2 exons.
AUGUUCGCCCGACAGUGCUCACGAUUGGUGUCUUCCCGGACUGCCGUCCCCUUGUCUUCGUAUCUUUCCCGUGUUAGGCCGUAUUCCUCGGCAUCAGGAUAUGAGCACAUCCUGACCUCCAGCCCCAAGCCUGGUGUCGGGCUGAUCACAUUGAACCGCCCUAAAGCCCUUAAUGCCCUUUCAAGCCCCCUCUUCAAAGAGAUCAACGAUGCCCUUUCCAAAUACGAUGAGGACAAGGAUAUUGGCGCCAUCAUAAUCACAGGGAGUGAGAAGGCUUUCGCUGGUAUAGUAACUAUCUGGUCCUAG